CGCCACCACCCGAACAACAACAACAAUGCGACAGUAGGCGCAUCCGCGCGACGACGCCUGGCGUUCCCGAGUCUCAGAUGGCGCCAGCGCGCAAGAAGAGCAAGCUGAGCAGCGGCGAUAACGACACGGAGCCUAUCCCGGCGAACCACGGCCAAUCAGCCCAGAACACGACGGGCGUAGAGCAUGGCGCCAAACACAGCGCUGCACCGAUGCAUGCGAACGAGACAUCUGCCUCCAGCGGCAGUGGUGCGUCGCCCGCGAGACGUCCGCCUCAGGACGUCCCCGUGAACCGGCUCAGCUGGUAUUCGGCUGCCUCGUGGAAAUCAAAGGCCUCGCCCACUGCCCAAGUCGCCCGUGAGAGCAUAUCCGUAGCUCAGGGCGUCUCCUCCGAAUCAUCAAGCAAAGACGACAACAAUCGCAGGCCCAGUCAAAGCGUCAGCAAAAGCUUCAAGGGCAGCAGUCGCAAGAGUUUUCCGCUGGUGGCCGAAGAAACCAGAGUCUAUGCUGUGCCGGAUCCUGCGAGCGUGCCGAAAUCGAAGAAGAGCUUGGGUGCCGACGAGAAGAUCAAAGCCAGUGAGAAGCAGCCCGAGAAGCCACUCCCGACAGAGAGCAAGGUAGUUGGAGUCGAAGAAGCUCCAUUGCCGCCUGAGCCCCAGACAGAACCCGCGGAGCAGGAUGCGAAGACGGAAACAGUCAACAUGAGACCGUCCUCCGGCAGUUGGUUCGGAUGGUGGUCCAGGCCGGAUGGUGAUGGCAGUGAUGCCGGGCAAUCAAAGAGUAAGAACAAGGCUGCACUUGACGGGAUGGCAAUAGAGCAAGCGAGCGACACGCCUCUGCCCGAAACCCCGGAAGUAGCACCUGCGGAAAACGUUUCCACAGUGCAUCAAAGCGAUGGGUCAGAAGAUAUCUCGAACGAAGUACGAGCAGAGGAGAUGAGCACUAAUGUCGGAUACAACUCGACAAGAUCUUGGUUCGGACUGUGGAGCAAGGCGCAGAAAGAGCAAGCACAGAAAGAACACGCUGCAGAAGAUGAACAGCAGAAACAGGAAGAAAACAAGCCAGUUCAACAAGGCGAGCCCACUUCACAUCCACCAGAGCAGCUUCCGCCAGCCGUGCAGGUGCCCACGGAGCCAGAGAGCAUCGCGCAGGAUAUAAACACCGGCGAGGGACCCAACCAGAAGCCUGAUGCGGACAGACCUAGGUCAUCUGGCUGGGCGUUCUGGUCGAAGGAGAAGCCGCAGGAUGCUUCCAAUGUUAACAACGAAGACACCCAGAAACAGGUCGGUGAGAUCGCGGUUGCGGACACACCUUCACAAAGCCAUCCCGAGGCAGCGCAAUACAAUGAACAGCGGGAUUCGAAGGCCGAGGUCAAGCGAGGUAACUCGCUUCUACGAAGGGGGCGGAAACAAAAGUCGACGGAUGUGUCAGGCGACACAACGGCAGCGGCUACACCCUCAGGCUCGCAAGCGCAGACUCCCGCAUUCUUCACCCCGAACGACACCCCUGAAGGCUCUCCAGCACCUGUUCAGCGAGGAAAGUUGAAGCAGACUGCGCCAAACCUCGUGUUGCCAACCUUCAGGGACACGUAUCCUGGUGAGAGUAGUCCUGGGUAUAUCAACCGCCUGACGCAAUAUAUUGGCAGUUCCCUACAUUUGACACAACCUGCGAAGCCUGCACAGCAUCCACAUAUCUUGCAUCAGCCGCGCAAAGUAAGAAGGGCUGUUGCUAUUGGCGUGCAUGGCUAUUUCCCUGCAGCUUUAGUUCAAAGAGUGUUGGGAGCUCCGACAGGGACCUCGAUUCGUUUUGCCAACUUUGCUGCAGCUUCAAUCAAACAGUGGUGCGCAGAUCAUCAACCUGAGAUCAAAGAUGUGCAGAUCGAAAAAGUGGCGCUCGAAGGAGAAGGGCUGGUUCGUGACCGUGUGAACACACUGUGGAAGCUGCUCCUGAAUUGGCUUACAGAGCUCCGGCAGGCGGACUUCAUCAUGGUUGCCUGUCAUUCGCAAGGAGUGCCCGUAGCCACACUCUUGGUGCAAAAGCUACUGGACCUGGCCUGCUUGAAUCCAGCAACACGUAUAGGAAUUUGUGCAAUGGCUGGCAUCAAUCUCGGUCCAUUCCCUGAGUACAAUCUACGCUUUUUCGGAGGAAGCGCGUUGGAGCUGUUUGAUUUCUCUAAUAGGAAAUCGAAAGUCUCUAUCGCGUAUUCUGACGCUCUGGACACUUGUCUGCGACACGGUGUCCGGAUCACAUAUGUCGGCGGGCUCGAUGAUCAAUUGGUGAGUCUGGAAUCCAGUCUUCACGCCCCGCUAAGCCAUCCCUACGUGAAUCGGACCAUAUUUGUCGAUGGACAAUUGCACACCUCUAAUUUCCUCAUACACCUCGUCAUCUUUGCCGCAAAACUUCGCAACUUGGGGGUUAGCGAUCACGGAUUAUUACGAGAGAUUUCGGCGCCUCUUGCAGGCAGUAUAGUCAGCGGCGCCGGCCACAGCAGAGUCUACGAUGAUCCUGCUGUAUAUUGCACAGCGAUAGAGUUCGCGUUAGAAAGUAGCGAUGUCUCGCCCGCGGCAUUCGAAGGUGAUUCCAGGCGCGCGAAUACCGACACUCGAAAAUCCAUGGAAGGGGCACUGUCUCGUCGUGGGUCGAACGUGGGCUAUCCAACGAACUUGGCAGCUGCUAAUCACAUGCGCCGCGGCUCACUGGGUAGCUCAAGCUUGGCACCGCCGGGCAUUGCUCCCGUCCUGAGUGCAUUUGAGCCAGCGCCUCUUGCGAGUGCAGCGGAGAAGAAUCCGUUUGUCCUACCGUGGGCCGUCAGAGGUAUGCUCGAAGAAGAACUAGUAAAAAGAGAUUCAAAGCUUCAAGUGGAAGUCAAAGAACUUGUCAAGGAAUUUGAAGAAUGGCGGCCGAGUAGCAAAGUGCUCAAGGAUGUUCGAUGGAGACUCGAGGGAGUACGCAGUAUGCUCUGAAUGAGCCUCAAAGCAGAUGAGACCUGCUCUUGUGCAUACGAGUUCGGGUCCACUUUGGCCAUAUAUUGCGAGGGGUCAACAGUCCUCUGCACUGUAUAAAGGAUUUAGCGAUUUGGAACGACAACAGGCAACGAUUGGGUGAAUUCACUGAUGGCGAACGUGGGUAACGAAGACUUGCCCACGAAUUGAGGUGAAUAAAUGUGAAGCUGCUGGUGGCCUACGGCAGCUGGGGCCGUGUCAGUAGACACAACCAUAACAGACAAUGCUCUGAAUUGUCGAACGUUCUGAGCGAUGACACCGAAUGUUGGAUUGGUGGUCAAACACCGAGGAUCUGAUCCCUUGAAAAGCACUCGCACCCGCGCCCGGAGCAGCACGAUCAAGACUCUCAUGCAGGACAAAACGAAUUUCUCGCACUUCUCCUAGGUGCAGCAGGCACACGCGGCUGGAAACUAUUCUUCCGGAAGCUCACGCUCGUCUCGUGCUAGCUCAAAGGAUGUUGUUUGUUGCGAGGCCUAGUGGGUCUGAAUGUGCUGGUGUUGGUAUAUGGCUGCACGACUCUGCAGAUAGCCCCAGCUGUGGAGCUGUUGCAGCAUUAGCCCACGAGCCCUCCAUUACAGUACGUGUGAAUAGAUUGUGAUGAUCAAUCACGUCUGGAGGGGAUGAGUCCGUCUCCCUGCGGCACGAUUUUCGCACAGUGUUGCAGAUUCAGUCGGAUAUACGCGAUGAUCAGUCAGCAAAUGCCUUCAUUUGCGAUGGUCUAGAAUUCAACAGAGCCCCGGCAACUGGUAUUGACAGUCUGGCGUUCUGCUUCAUUACUAGAUUCCUUGCAGUAAAGUUGAGUUGGGCGCAAUCAAUUUUGUGAUUAGUGCGCGUGG
Cercospora beticola is the source of this 3835-nucleotide messenger RNA. RefSeq lists its product as uncharacterized. The record is from RefSeq and is a predicted model, not a curated record. Lineage: Eukaryota; Fungi; Ascomycota; Dothideomycetes; Mycosphaerellales; Mycosphaerellaceae.